Molecule: messenger RNA, 3531 nt
Organism: Mobula hypostoma (lesser devil ray)
Lineage: Eukaryota; Metazoa; Chordata; Chondrichthyes; Myliobatiformes; Myliobatidae
Product: 6-phosphofructo-2-kinase/fructose-2,6-bisphosphatase 2-like
Exons: 12
Coding region: 119-1321 (400 amino acids)
Biological process (GO): fructose metabolic process; fructose 2,6-bisphosphate metabolic process
Cellular component (GO): cytosol
Molecular function (GO): 6-phosphofructo-2-kinase activity; ATP binding; fructose-2,6-bisphosphate 2-phosphatase activity
Source: RefSeq, a predicted model, not a curated record
AUAGCAGCGUGCGGUCACGUGCUGGAGCCUGGUGCAAGAUGUCGCUGCGGCCGAGGAAAGGAAAAUAUUCACAUCUCUCUGAAAGAAGAAUUCAGAUAAAAUUACGAAGAUUCUGAACAUGAAGAAAAAUAAGAUGCUGCAUGUAAAUAGAAGAUCAUGGGCAUCCAACAUGACCAACUCUCCUACAUUGAUUAUAAUGGUGGGAUUGCCAGCUCGAGGGAAGACCUACGUUUCCAAGAAACUCACCCGGUACCUCAACUGGAUUGGAGUUCCCACCAAAGUUUUUAAUCUGGGUCAGUAUCGCCGCGAAGCUGUGAAAACGUACAAAUCGUAUGAAUUUUUCCGUCAUGAUAAUGAAGAAGCCAUGAAAAUCAGAAAGGAGUGUGCCAUUGCAGCACUGAAAGAUGUGAAAACCUACCUCUUGGAUGAGAAUGGUCAGAUUGCAGUUUUUGAUGCCACCAACACAACCAGAGAGCGGAGGGAUUUAAUCCUGAAUUUUGCACGUAACAAUACAUUUAAGGUGUUUUUUGUUGAAUCUGUCUGUGAUGAUCCAGAGGUCAUUGCUGCCAAUAUUAAGGAGGUAAAGGUUUCAAGCCCGGACUAUGCAGACGUUGCAGAGGACCGGAUAAUGGACGAUUUCCUCAAACGCAUUGAAUGUUACAAAGUUACCUACGAACCGUUGGAUCCUGAUGACUAUGACAAAGAACUGUCCUUCAUUAAGGUAAUUAACGUUGGUCGACGAUUUCUAGUGAAUAAAGUCCAGGAUUACAUUCAGAGUAAAAUAGUGUACUACCUGAUGAACAUCCACGUCCACCCACGCACAAUCUACUUGAGCCGCCACGGAGAAAGCGAAUACAACAGUCUUGGGAGGCUGGGCGGUGACUCCGGUUUAUCUCAUCGAGGGAAGCAGUAUGCAGAAGCUUUGCGUCAGUUUGUUGAGGAGCAGAGAAUUCCAGACCUGAAGGUUUGGACAAGUCAGCUCAAGCGAACAAUCCAAACUGCUGAGGCGCUAGGUGUUCCAUACGAACAGUGGAAGAUCCUCAAUGAGUUGGAUGCAGGUGUUUGCGAGGAGCUGACAUACAGUGAAAUUCAGGACAAGUAUCCAGAUGAAUUUGCACUGCGAGACCAGGACAAAUACCAUUACCGUUACCCAGGAGGAGAGAUGGUAUGGCCUCCACUGAGCCCAGAUCUCAAUGUCAUUGAGGCUGUCUGGGAUUACCUGGAAAGACAGAAGCAAGCGAGACAGCCAAAAAUUCUGCAGAAGGACUGUGGCAAGUUCACCAAGAUGUUUGGAAUAACCUACCCGCUGCUUUUCUUAUAACACUGCAUGACCGUGUACCCAAGAGAAUUGAUUUAAAGAUAAAUAUCACUAAAUAUUAAUUUGAUUUAGGUUUUCACUGUUCUUUAUAGUAAUUAUUUGAUAUUUGGAAACUUUUAAUUAUAUUUGAAAACAUCUUUGCUUUACAGAAUUUUUUAUGUGCCUAAGACUUCUGCACAGUAUUGUACUACCUUUAGAUUCAUUUAUGUUAGGCAAUGAAUAACUACUGUUACGUACCCCGUAACUGGGUUGCCAAACCAGCAAAAAUGGAUCACUCAGUUGGAGUCUGGAGUACUAGAACUAAGAAAGUUUUAUUAAAGAAACAAGCAACACAGUAAUCGAAAGGAUAAUAAAUGCAACAGUUCAGCGAUGAUAAACGCACAUGUGCACAGAAUUAAGAUAACAGCAUCAAUCAAGCUCUAUCGUUGUCUAGGGGUAAAUGACCAAAUUUCAAAAUGACUCAAAGUUCAGUCCAGUUAGUAGUUCAGUUCGCAGUAAUCGUUGCCAUGGCGAUGGACAACGUGCGGGAAGAGAGACAGAGAGAACAGGAACAACUCAUCAUUCAGCACAGCUUCACUCACAGACCGGCGAGAUGCUCACGAGCAACUUUUGGGCGGGUCCUUGGUGAUGUCACCUGAGGUCACCAACUGUGACCCCUCCUCCAGAUGCGGUCGAUCCUCUGCAGUGAACCCGGCACCCAGGCAAGGGCGGACACACACCGGGUUCCCGCUGAUCGUACCUUUCCACCCUUGUCGUUGUCUGGUACUUCUCACCCACUCGUGAGAGGCGCACCGCUUCCAGGGUCUCGUUACCUCGGGUGGCGUGUGUCCCUGUCUUAGCGAACCUGUCCCUUUUUAUCCCCCUGCUGGGGUAUCGCCUGUCCAUCACUUCAAACAGUUCAGGGUUCAAAGGGGGAGCCGCUCCAGACAGCUCUCUCUCCCACGUCCCUUCAUUACACAUCUCCAGACACUGCUCCAUUGUUCCUUAUCUCUCCUUCCCCUGAGGGCAGGUGGCAGACCAAUUGCUGAUGCCACUGAUGCUAGCCCAGGCCAGCAAACAUCUUAAUUUUAUGUGUAUUCUCGUAACACUACAUACAAAGACUAACAAGCAAUUAAUAUGCAAAAGAAGAUAAGUUGCCAUAAAAAAGUAAGUAAAUAAAUAAAUACCGAGAACAUGAGUUGUAGAGUCUUUGAAAGUAAGUGUAUAGAUUGUGGAAUUAGUUCAGUGUUGAGGUGAGCUCUGACUGAUCUCUUUCAGCAUUUCAAAGGGAGGAUUCAUACAUCAUUUCCCUGACUGCCGACUCACCUCACAGAACAAUUUGCAUGCAAAAGAUGUCAGAGCCGAUUUUUAACUUUUCUUUGUUCACUGUCCAAUGCCUUCAACAAGGAACAGCAACUCCCUCAUUCUAUCUCAUGUAUUGUUUGUUCGUUCAAUGUAAACACACACUUUGCAUGCUGCAAAAACCCUCAGCUCCCAAAUCAUUUUGCUGUAUAAUUAAUUCUUUACACUCCUCUGUCAGACUUUCAAUAGAAAUUUGAGGAGCGACACAUUGUAUUGAAUGUAUCAGCAUGUGGCGGGGUUAAGAUGUGUUAGUUUAUUUCUGUAAAUAAAAGUUCUUUAAUUCUUCCAGAAUAUGAUUUUUUGUUGUUAACCCACGGAAUGUUUCAAUAGAAGUAACAUAACAUCUCACAUUAUAAUUCCUUCUGAUAAGUAUUGAUGAAUCUCUUGCUGUUUUGUUCUUUGAUAUGUUCCUAUUCUGUUCCUUUUAGCCUAGUGCUAAUCCUUUGGUCACUUACUCUCUUUUGCCUUCUGUUCUAUCACAGCUUUCGCUCUCCUCCUUCCCCUUCUUUCCCUCCCCCUGCUCUUAAGAAAUGUUACAUGCUGAACCUGGUUUUGCCUGCAAAACUGGUUCUGUUUUCUCUUUACCUACUUGAGUGCCUUUCAUACAGUUCAACAGACCAGCAGUGGACCUGCCAGUAGGUAGCAGAAGAAAUCAGAUUUAAAAGAAUGACAGAGGUCCUAUAGUACUGAAAGGCCUGUAUGGGGUGAUGUAGAGAGGGUAUUUCCAUUCAGAAGAGAAUCCAGGAUCUUAGGGCACAGCCCUUUAAAACUGAAAUAAGGAAUUUCUUCAGCUGGAGGGGGUUGAAUCUGUGGAAUUUAGAUGCCUCUGGAGGCCAAGUCAUUGGGUGUACUUAAGGCAGAGAUUAAUAAGU